AUGAAAAACCUCGUGCUCCUCGCCGCGCUCCUGGCAGCCAUGCUCCUCGUGUCCGAGGCCAGGAAUCGCCGUCAAAUCGGCCAGGGCACCGGCGUCUACCAGAAUAAUGGAAUUGGCGGAGGCGCGCAACCGGGAUGGAACAAUGGCGGUAUUGGAGGUGGAGCUGGAUACAACAACGGAGGCAUUGGCGGUGGUGUGCAGCCCAACGGCUACAGCGACCCCUACAAGAACACGCAAGGCCAACAUAAGCACAACCACAACCACGGCCACAAGCACCACCACGGCAAACGCCACCUGCACAGCCGCCUUCACGAGACCCAG
Messenger RNA from Mesorhabditis spiculigera, 321 nucleotides. The record is from the annotation of a GenBank genome assembly. NCBI's taxonomy places the organism in Eukaryota, Metazoa, Nematoda, Chromadorea, Rhabditida, Rhabditidae.